CCCUCUGAAGAUGCUGCUUCUUGAUCACUGGGCCUUCUGCCUCUCGCUUCUCCUGCUCCUGGUUGCGUCCUCCUCUGGGUUUUUCGGCUGGCUCACUCGAAGUGGAACCCCAGAAAAAGCCCCUGUGCCCCCCGCACCCCCUCCGGACCCAGCUCGGCUUCCCCAUGUGCCUUUUGAGAUGACCACGGCAGAUGAGAGGUUCUCAGCUGAGGCCCGGCGGCUGGAUCUCUCGCCCCUGGACUCCUGCCACCAUAAGGUGGUUGCACAGCUUCGGUCGUCUUGCACGGACCUGACAGAAGAGGAGCUGGCCAAGCUGGGCGUCUCCCUGUUUCAACUGCCAGGCCAGCGUCGAAGGACGUGGGACUUACCUGUGCACUGCCGACAUGACUCUAGCACAAUGCACCGCGGGGAUGGAUCCAGACACCUGGAACGCCUACCACAUCGUGAGCAACCGAGCCCGGGCUGUCUGCUAUGCACCCGUCAGAUGCAGUUCACAAGGCUGCUCCUGGAGCCCAGAAUCAGCAUCCACUUCAAAGCCUGA
Molecule: messenger RNA, 541 nt
Organism: Podarcis muralis (Common wall lizard)
Lineage: Eukaryota; Metazoa; Chordata; Lepidosauria; Squamata; Lacertidae
Source: RefSeq, a predicted model, not a curated record